Lactuca saligna is the source of this 402-nucleotide messenger RNA. NCBI's taxonomy places the organism in Eukaryota, Viridiplantae, Streptophyta, Magnoliopsida, Asterales, Asteraceae. The record is from the annotation of a GenBank genome assembly.
AUGAUGACCAUCGUGAAAUCCCGUGAAGAAGAUGCAGAUGAUUCGUCUCCAUUGAGUAGUUUACCAGACGAAAUUAUCCUCCAAAUUAUAAACAAAUUAAUCGAUUUGAAAACCCUUUGCUUUUGCUCUCUCGUUUCCAGACGUUUCUCCUCGAUUGUACUUCAAGUCGAUUCCGUUUCCUUCACUGCUCCUCUCUUGAACUCUCCCACUUCGGAUAAAAUCACCUCCGGCGAUGUCGACGGCGACGGAUUUCCUACAAAGCUGUUCCGGUUCUUGAUUAAUGGUGUUGUAUUCAAACCCCUUUACCUCCUCCGCCGUAUGAUCGCCGCCCCUAGUCAAGUUCGGGAACAGAAUCGAAUCAUUUUUCUUUCUCUCGCCGAAUUCAAUUUCUGCUUCAGAUGA